Molecule: messenger RNA, 1809 nt
Organism: Adineta ricciae
Lineage: Eukaryota; Metazoa; Rotifera; Eurotatoria; Adinetida; Adinetidae
Source: the annotation of a GenBank genome assembly
AUGAAUAUUUAUUGUUGUCUUAAAUUGAUCCAGUCUGCUGAAGAUAUGGUGUCGUUUGGCUUGAAAUAUUGCCUGUUUCUUUGUUUGUUGGUAACCAUCAAUGCUGAUGAAAAGAAAUAUUCCGCGAAAGAUAAAGUAAUAGUAUAUGUGAAUAAGGUUGGUCCAUAUUCUAAUCCUCAAGAAACGUAUCAUUAUUAUUCAUUACCUGUAUGUCGUCCAACAAAAAUUGUAUCGAAAGAAUUAACAUUGGGUGAAGUACUUUCAGGUGAUCGUAUGGCUCAUUCUUCAUAUGAAAUUCAAUUCAAUGAGGGUGUAUCUAAUAAACAGUUAUGUACAUUAACAUUGAAUAAUGAUGAAUUGAAUGCAUUAAGAUUAGCGAUCGAAGAGUUUUAUUAUUUUGAAUUUGUUGUUGAUGAUAUUCCCAUUCGAGGUUUUGUUGGACAAGUUGAAGAAACGAAUCUAUUCCCACAUAAACACCAUAUUUAUGUUUAUACGCAUCAUCAUUUUGAUUUUCAUGUGAAUAACAAUCAAAUUGUUUAUGUGAAUAUCAGUACAAAGGAGCAUCCACCAACAGCAUUAGAUGAGGAUUUAGCAAUACCUUUGAAAAUUCAGUACACAUAUUCAGUUAAAUGGCAUCAAACUGAAACAUCGUAUAAAGAUCGUGCGAAAUAUAUUACAAAUACUGGUUUCUUUCCGGAAACACUUGAAAUUCAUUGGUUAUCUGUGAUUAAUUCUAUGGUACUCGUCUUUCUUCUCAUUGGUUUUAUCGUUAUUAUUCUGUCUCGUAUAUUGAAACAUGAUCUCAAUCGAAACACUGAUGAAGAUGAUGAUGGCUCACCAGAAGAAGAAAAUGGUUGGAAAAUAAUUCAUACGGAUGUCUUUCGUUUUCCAGCUCACCGGGAAUUAUUUUGCUCGAUACUCGGUGUUGGUAGUCAAUUCAUAUCGAUUUUUACUGGUAUUCUUAUCUUUGCCGUAUGUGGCAUGUUUACUGUACAUCGUCAUGGUUCAUUAAUGGCAUCGGGGAUUAUGUUGUAUGCAUUUACAUCGUGUGUAGCUGGUUAUAUGAGCGGAAGAAUGUAUCGUCAAUUGCAAGGUGAACAUUGGACAUGGAAUAUUAUUCUAACGGCAAAUCUUUUUACGAUACCGUUUUUUGUCGUCUGGUGUAUUAUAAAUUCAUUUGCAUGGGCAUAUGGAACAACACAAGCAUUGCCAUACACAACCGUCCUUAUUCUUGCUUUCAUGUGGCUUUUUGUCGGUUUUCCUUUGACAGUAUUGGGUGGAAUUUUUGGUAAGAAUUGGGCAGGAAAUUUUGAUGCACCAUGUCGUACAAAAAAUAUUUCACGAGAAAUUCCUCAAGUACCCUGGUAUCGUUCCAGUUUUGCACGAAUGUUAAUUGGUGGUUUCCUGCCAUUCUCGGCAAUUAGUGUAGAACUAUAUUACAUAUUUUCGACAUUUUGGGGCCGUGAACAUUAUAUGCUAUAUGGAAUAUUAACAAUUGUUUUCAUUAUUCUUUUGUCCGUUACUGCGUGUAUAUCAAUAGCUUUGACUUAUUUUCAAUUAGCCGCAGAAGACUACAGAUGGUGGUGGCAAUCAAUUCUGACAUCCGGAUCGACUGGCAUCUUUGUAUUCUUGUAUGCUGUAUUCUUUUAUUUAAAUCGAUCUAAAAUGCGCGGCACAUUACAAACAUUACAAUUCUUCGGUUACACAUCGAUUGCUUGCUAUGUCUUUUUUCUGAUGCUCGGUACAAUUGGCUUUUUUUCUUCACUUCGUUUUAUUCGUUAUAUUUAUGUUAAUAUUAAAAUGGAUUGA